Messenger RNA from Gossypium raimondii (Peruvian cotton), 1235 nucleotides. RefSeq lists its product as uncharacterized. The transcript is spliced from 2 exons. NCBI's taxonomy places the organism in Eukaryota, Viridiplantae, Streptophyta, Magnoliopsida, Malvales, Malvaceae. Bases 347 to 934 code for a protein of 195 amino acids. The record is from RefSeq and is a predicted model, not a curated record.
AUGCUUCCUACAUAUGUUGUACAUGCAACAUCAUGGUCCAUAAAAAGUGCACUUCAUUGCCGCGCAUCAUCAAAAGCAAGUGGCAUGAUCAUCACCUUUUUCACAAAUAUUUCCUUCGCAUAGAAGAUUUUAGAGUUUUGGAUUGCAUAAUGUGCAAUUAUGAAGUCAGUACAGACCAUGGUAGUUACUAUUGUUCGGAGUGCGAUGUUAUAUUGCAUGUGAAGUGUGCAAUGAAGGAUAAAGAUUCAUAUGAAAUAGUAGAAAAUGAAGAUGAGGUACCCAAUGAAAGUUCCAUCAUUGUUAUUGAGAGGAACAAUGCUGGAGAAGCUACAAAGUAACGCAUUUCAUGCACAUGCAUAAUCUAAUGUUAGGUCCCUUUGUUGGAGGAUAUGAAAAUAGUUGCGAAGGGUGUAUGUUGCCAAUCACGGAUCCAUUUUACUACUGUACAGAAUGUGUUUUUUUUCUUCAUAAAGCAUGUGCCGAGUUGCCAAAGAUGAAGAAUGUUUGGCGUCAUCGUUGCCGAGAACCUCUUGCCCUUAUUUCGUACAAGGGUAUUAGGUGUGAACAAUGUCGGCAAAUAUCUAAUACCUUUGCUUAUGAAUGUAGUGAAUGUGAGGGUCAGAUAUGUCUCCGAUGUGUGAUUGCUCUUACUCCUGGUGCUCGAACAUGUUUGAAACAUGAACACCCCCUCUUUUUCUACAGAGACUACAAAGGCCAGUGCAACGCUUGUGGUUUUACAACAAGGUGGGCAGUUAUUCAGAAAAUCAUCACUGUGAUAUCUGUGAAGAAAGUCGACGCCCAAAUCGUUGGUUUUAUCAUUGUGCAAAAUGCGAUACUUCUGCUCAUGUUGGUUGUGUUCUUGGAAAAUAUCCAUUCCUCAAACUCGGGAGCAUCUAUGAAGAAACAGGUCAUCCACACCCACUCACCAUUGUGAAGAAGAAGUAUUACUACCCUGAUUGUGAUGAAUGCAGUAAGCCUUGUGAAGAUGUGGCUCUUGAAUGCUCCGAGUCGGAGUGCAAAUAUAUUGUCCACUGGGAUUGUGUAGCACCCGGUUCUCUACAGUCUCGGUCGAAAUGGCCCAUAUAGCAAUUCAGAUGUAAUCAUAUUUGAAACCUACCACUUCAUUUGCAGGAAAACUCAAUAGUGGAAAACAAGGUUUAAUCUUUACCUUGUUACUUGUGAUGUUAGUUGUUGUUGUCAUUAUAAUUUGGUUUAUCUGACUUUUUAAGUUUUAA